Drepanopeziza brunnea f. sp. 'multigermtubi' MB_m1 is the source of this 1602-nucleotide messenger RNA. The record is from RefSeq and is a predicted model, not a curated record. Lineage: Eukaryota; Fungi; Ascomycota; Leotiomycetes; Helotiales; Drepanopezizaceae.
AUGCAAAGCAAGCUGCGGCCGCGUCAAUAUGUCAACCUGAACUUCAACAUCAAAUCUCAGCCUCAGCCUCAGCGCCAUAACUCCGACAACACCUGCCCCAAUUGGCCAUCUACAAUCCGUCGAAGCUUGAGUUUGACUAUCAAAUUACACAAAAACACUUUGUACUCCUCUGCCGCCAUGUCGGAAGCUCCAGCUCGCAAGCCCGACAAGGACUUUACCAGCGAGGUCGACAAACAGCUUCCCGAAGCAGAGAAGCUUGCUCAAGCAUCAGAUCUUGCCUCCACUUCUCGUAUCCUGGUCUCAAUAGUCACAAUCAGCAAGGAAUCGGGCGACUGGAGUCUGCUGAACGAGCAAGUCCUGCUGCUUUCUAAGAAGCAUGGCCAGCUCAAACAAGCCAUCACCAAGAUGGUGCAGGUGGUCAUGGGAUUCCUGGACUCGGCGCCUGACAGCGAGACCAAGCUAUCAACGAUUGAGACUCUGCGAACCGUUACCGAGGGCAAGAUAUUUGUGGAGGUGGAGCGGGCCCGUGUUACCAAGGUUCUGUCGGAUAUGAAAAGAGAGCAGGGAGAUUUAAAGGCGGCUGCGGAUAUCCUGUGCGAGCUUCAAGUUGAGACGUUUGGAUCUAUGGAGCGACGAGAGAAGACGGAAUUCAUCUUGGCACAGGUCGGGCUCUGCAUAGAGAAUGAAGACUGGACACAAGCUGGUAUUUUGAGCCGGAAGAUCAGCACGAAGUAUCUAUCAAGAAAGCCGAAGAAAAGCGAGGAGGAGCUGGCCAAGGAGAAGAAGGAGCGCGAAAAGAAGAGAGCCAAGGGAGAGGACAUUCCAGAGCCGGUGGAAGACGAUGUUACGGAUUUGAAGCUGCGGUACUACGAGCAACAGAUUACCCUGGCUAAGCACGACGACAAGUACCUCGAUGCUUGCAAGCACUACAGACAGGUGUUAGAUACCGAGGCUGUCGAGGAGGAUCCCGACAAGCUUCACGCAAUCCUUCAAAGAAUUAUCUACUUUGUAAUCCUGGCCCCGUAUGACAACGAGCAAUCCGACCUCCUCCACCGCGUCUUCCGGGACACCCGCAACACGCAAGUCCCCCUCGAAGCCCAACUUCUCAAGCACUUCACCGUCCACGAACUCAUGCGCUGGCCCGAAGUCGCCAAGGUCUUCGGCCCACACCUCUGCCAAACCGACGUCUUCGAUGCCACGCCAGGCCAAUCUUCUGAUAAGAAAGCCAAUACCCGCUGGGCCGACCUCCGCAAGCGUGUCAUUGAGCACAAUGUCCGUGUCGUGGCUAAAUACUACACCCGCAUCCAGAUGCCGCGUCUCACGGAACUGCUGGACCUGACGGAAGACGAGACCGAGAAGUACAUUAGCGAGUUGGUGACUGCGAAGACGGUUUUUGCGAAGAUUGACCGUCCGGCGCGGAUUGUCAACUUUGCGAAGCCGAGAGACGCGGAUGAUGUUUUGAAUGAGUGGAGCGCGAAUAUGAAGAGCCUAUUGGGACAUUUGGAACGCAUUGAUCAUUUGAUCACCAAAGAGGAGAUGAUGGCGCAGAUUCAGCCGGUGAAUGCUCCCAAGGCGGAAGGGCAGACUGGGAUGGCGCAAUAG